GUGGUCUUUCUGGAGAAGCGGGUGACAGAGCUGGAGAAGGACACGGCUGCUAACGGCGAGCAGCACAGCCGCCUCAAGCAGGAAAACCUGCAGCUCGUGCACAGAGCAAAUGCUCUCGAGGAACAGCUGAAGGAGCAGGAGCUGAGAGCUGACCAAACACUCCUGGAGGAGAUCAAGAAGCAGAGGGAGCUGCUGAGCAAAAUGGAGAGGGAGAAGAGCAUUGAGAUUGAGAACUUGCAGGCCAGGCUGCAGCAACUGGAUGAUGAGAACAGCGAGCUGAGAUCCUGCGUCCCUUGUUUAAAAGCUAACAUUGAAAGACUUGAGGAGGAGAAGCAGAAGCUGCUGGAUGAGAUCGAAGACCUCACCGUGCAGCUCGCAGAGGAGCAGGAGAAAAAGAGGAAGAUGGGGGACAAGCUGAGUCAGGAGAGGCACCAGUUUCAGAAGGAGAAGGAGUCGACGCAGGAGCUCAUUGAGGACCUCAGGAAGCAGCUCGAGCACUUGCAACUCUUCAAACUGGAAGCUGAGCAGCGAAGAGGCCGGAGCAGCAGCAUGGGGCUCCAGGAGUACAACAGCAGGACACGGGAGACAGAGCUGGAGCAAGAGAUCAAGCAGCUUAAGCAGGAUAACAGGAACCUGAAGGAGCAGAACGAUGAACUGAAUGGACAGAUCAUUAACUUGAGCAUCCAGGGAGCCAAGAACCUCUUCUCAGCCUCCUUCUCUGAAUCCCUGGCAGCUGAGAUCAGCUCAGUCUCCAGAGACGAGCUCAUGGAAGCAAUUCAAAAGCAAGAGGAGAUCAACUUCCGCCUGCAGGAUUACAUCGACCGCAUCAUCGUGGCCAUCAUGGAGACGAACCCCUCCAUCCUGGAGGUUAAGUAAGGGCGGCCGAGAGCUGCCGCCUGCACGCUCCUCGAUGGGUGUGGAUUUGGUGCUCUGAGAGGAUGAAGAGGGACUCGAAACGUCUUUGCUCUUGAUGAAGGCACAAGGAAGCAUCGCGUCGGGUCG
Messenger RNA from Leptosomus discolor (cuckoo roller), 1002 nucleotides. NCBI's taxonomy places the organism in Eukaryota, Metazoa, Chordata, Aves, Leptosomiformes, Leptosomidae. The record is from RefSeq and is a predicted model, not a curated record.